This is a messenger RNA of Acanthosepion pharaonis, 3198 nucleotides long. NCBI's taxonomy places the organism in Eukaryota, Metazoa, Mollusca, Cephalopoda, Sepiida, Sepiidae. The record is from the annotation of a GenBank genome assembly.
UUGUUUUUUCCAAAAUUUCCAAACAAUUUUUCCGUGUUCAUUUGUCUUAAUUGUUACUCAUUCUUUCUUUCUUUCUUUCUUUCUUUCUUUCUUUUUUUUCUUUCUUUCUUUUUCUUUCUUUCUUUCUUUUUUCUUUCUUUCUUUCUUUCUUUCUUUUUUUUUUUUUCCUUUUUUCUUUCUUUCUUUUUUUUCUUUCUUUCUUUCUUUCUUUCUUUCUUUCUUUCUUUUCUUUCUUUCUUUCUUUCUUUCCUUCUUUCUUUCUUUCUUUCUUUUUCUUUCUUUUUUCUUUUCUUUCUUUCUUUCUUUCUUUCUUUCUUUCUUUUUCUUUCUUUCUUUCUUUCUUUCUUUCUUUCUUUCUUUCUCAUAGAGUUUAGUCAAGCUUUUGGAUUUGUCUGUUUAUUAAGCAUUGUUAUUUUUUUAAAUUCCAUGACAACCGUCCUUACUUACUUAUUUAUUUACUUUCUUUCCUUUCUUCCUUUCUUCCUUUCUUCCUUCAUUCAUUCAUUCAUUCAUUCAUUCAUUCAUUCAUUACUUCCAUCAUUUCUUUCUUUCCUUCCCUCCUUCUUUCAUUCUUUUCUUUCAUUACUUCCUCCUUUUUUCCUUCCUUACUUAAUCCCUUCUUCCGUUCUUCAUUCCUUCCUUCCUUGCCCUUUCCUACCUCUAUCCAUUCCUUCGUCUUUACCUUACACUUUCCUUCCUCCCACCUAUACUUACUUACUCCCACUCUUCCUUCCUUCAUACCUUUUUUAUUUCCUUCCUCCCUCACCAUCACAUCCUUCUUUCUUUCCUUCCUUGUUUCUUACCUUCCGCUCUUCUUUUCAACCAUCUUUCCUUUUUUUUCUUUCUGCCCUCCCUUCAUAUCUUCAUUCCUUUCACACUUUCUGCCUAGUCCAACCAUUACUUCCGCAUUUCCUUCAUUCCUCCCACACCAUCACUUUCUUCCUUUACUUCUUCCAUUCCGCUCUCCCUUCCACACUUUCUUCCUUUUUUCCAUCCCCUCUUCCCUUCCUUCAUCCUCCAUCUCUUUCUCCCUCCUUCCCCUCUUUCCUUCCUACAUACUCCAUCUCUUUCUCCCUCCUUCCCCUCUUUCCUUCCUACAUACUCCAUCUCUUUCUCCUUCCUUCCCCUCUUUCCUUCCUUCAUUCUCUAUCUCUUUCUCCCUCCUUCCCCUAUUUCCUUCCUUUAUCCUCCAUCUCUUUCCCCCUCCUUCCCUUCUUUCCUUCCUUCAUCCAUCUCUUCAUCCUUCCCCUCUUAACUUCCUUCAUCCUCUAUCUCUUUCUCCCUCCUUCCCCUCUUUCCUUCCUUCAUCCCCCAUCUCUUUCUCCCUCCUUCCCCUCGUUCCCUCCUUUAUCCUCCAUCUCUUUCUCCCUCCUUCCCCUAUUUCCUUCCUUUAUCCUCCAUCUCUUUCUCCCUUCUUCCCCUCUUUCCUUCCUUCAUCCUCCAUCUCUUUCUCCCUUCUUCCCCUCUUUCAUUCCUUCAUACUCCAUCCCUUUCUCCCUCCUUCCCCCCUUUCCUUCUUUCAUCGUCUAUCUCUUUCUCCCUCCUUCCCCUCUUUGCUUCCUUCAUUCUCAAUCAUUCUCCUCCUUCCCCUCUUUCCUUCCUUCAUCCUCCAUCUCUUUCUCCCUCCUAUCCCUCUUUCCUUCCUUUAUCCUCUAUCUCUUUCUCCCUCCUUCCCCUCUUUCCUUCCUUCAUCCUCCAUCAAUUCUUCCCUCCUUCCCCUCUUUCAAUCAUUCAUCCUCCAUCUCUUCUUCCUUCCUUCCACUCUUUCCUUCCUUCAUCCUCCAUCUCUUUCUCCCUCCUUCCCCUCUUUCCUUCCUUCAUCCUCCAUCUUUCUCCGUUUCUUCCCCUCUUUCCGUCGUUCAUUCUCCAUCUCUUCUCCCUCCUACAACUCUUUCUUUUCUUUAUCCUCCAUCUCUUUCUCUAUCCUUCCCCUCUUUCCUUCCUUCAUCCUCCAUCUCUUUCUCCCUCCUUCCCCAUUUUCCUUCCUUUAUCCUCCAUCUCUUUCUCCCUCCUUCCCUUUUUUCCUUCCUUUAUCCUCCAUCUAUUUCUCCCUCUUUCCUUCCUUUAUCCUCCAUCUCUUUCUCCCUCCUUCCCCUUUUUCCUUCCUUUAUCCUCCAUCUAUUUCUCCCUCUUUCCUUCCGUUAUCCUCCUCCAUCUCUUUCUCUCCCUUCCCUCUUUCCUUCCUUUAUCCUCCAUCUAUUUCUCCCUCUUUCCUUCCUUUAUCCUCCAUCUCUUUCUCUCUCCUUCCCCUCUUUCCUUCCUUUAUCCUCCAUCUCUUUCUCCCUCUUUCCUUCCUUUAUCCUCCAUCUCUUUCUCUCUCCUUCCUCUCUUUCCUUCCUUUAUCCUCCAUCUCUUUCUCCCUUCUUCCCCUCUUUCUUUCCUACACCCUCCAUCUCUUUCUCCAUCCUACCCCUCUUUCCUUCCCUUAUCCUCCAUCUCUUUCUCCCUUCAUCCCCUCUUUCCUUCCUUCAUCCCCCAUCUCUUUCUCCCUCCUUCCCCUCGUUCCCUCCUUCAUUCUCCAUCUCUUUCUCCAUCCUACCCCUCUUUCCUUCCUUUAUCCUAUAUCUCUUUCUCCCUCCUUCCCGUCUUUCCUUCCUUCAUCCUCCAUCUCUUUCUCCCUUCUUCCCCUCUUUCCUUCCUUCAUCCUCCAUCUCUUUCUCCAUCCUACCCCUCUUUACUUCCCUUAACCUCGAUCUCUUUCUCCCUCCAUCCCCUCUUUCCUUCCUUCAUCCUCGAUCUCUUUCUCCCUCCUUCCCCUCUUUCCUUCCUUCAUCGUCCAUUUCUUUCUCCCUCCUUCCCCUCUUUCUUUCAUUCUCCAUCUCUUUCUCCCUUCUUCCCCUCUUUCCUUCCCUUAUCCUCCGUCUCUUUCUCCCUCCAUCCCCUCUUUCCUUCAUUCUCCAUCUCUUUCUCCCUUCUUCCCCUUUUUUCUUCCUCCAUCCUCCAUCUCUUUCUCUAUCCUUCCCUUCUUUCGUUCCUUCAUCUUCCAUCUCUUUCUCCCUCCUACCCCUCUUUCUUUUCUUCCUUCCUUCCUUUGUGCCUCUUUUCUUUUCCUUUCCUUCCUUCCCUUAUCCCACCAUUCCUUUCUCUGUGCGUUCAUUUCUACCUUCCUUCCUCCUUUAUUUCCUCCCUCCCUUUCGUGACUCCUUCAUUCCUCCCUCCCUCCCUUCCACCCUUUCUUUCUUCCUUCCAAUCCUCUAA